This is a messenger RNA of Melanotaenia boesemani (Boeseman's rainbowfish), 1368 nucleotides long. RefSeq names its product septin 5b (gene septin5b). The transcript has 12 exons. Gene Ontology annotation, molecular function: GTPase activity; molecular adaptor activity; GTP binding. The coding region runs from base 127 to 1236 and encodes 369 amino acids. The record is from RefSeq and is a predicted model, not a curated record. Lineage: Eukaryota; Metazoa; Chordata; Actinopteri; Atheriniformes; Melanotaeniidae. Gene Ontology annotation, biological process: regulation of exocytosis; cytoskeleton-dependent cytokinesis. Gene Ontology annotation, cellular component: septin complex; septin ring; cell division site.
GGUUUAAAAUGGAACCCUCCUCCAGAAGCAUCUUCCUCCUCGCGCCGCGGUGACGGCUACAUCACUGACCCGCCCCAUCAAUCCAUCCACUCAGCCUGGACGCCUCUUCCACCAACUCUGUCCAAGAUGACGUCCAGCAGCAGGUACCGGAGCCGCGUGCCUCGUGCAGAUGAUGCGGAGGAGAAAGAGUAUGUUGGAUUUGCAACAUUGCCCAAUCAGCUGCACAGAAAGUCGGUGAAAAAAGGGUUUGACUUCACGCUGAUGGUGGCAGGUGAGUCCGGCUUGGGUAAAUCAACGCUGGUGAACAGCCUCUUCCUCACUGAUCUGUAUAAAGAGAGAAAGCUGCUAAACGCUGAGGAGCGCAUCAAACAGACGGUAGAGAUCACAAAGCGUACCGUGGACAUCGAGGAGAAGGGGGUGAAGCUGAAGCUGACCAUCGUGGACACGCCAGGGUUUGGAGAUGCUGUUAACAACACAGAGUGCUGGAGGCCCAUCACCGACUACAUCGACCAACAGUUUGAACAGUAUUUCAGGGACGAGAGUGGACUGAACAGGAAGAACAUUCAGGACAACAGAGUCCACUGUUGUCUCUACUUUAUAUCUGCAUUUGGACAAGGGCUUCGUCCGAUUGAUGUAGAGUUCAUGAAGGCCCUGCAGGAUAAAGUUAAUGUAGUUCCUCUCAUCGCUAAAGCCGACUGCCUCACUCCACUUGAAAUUAAGAAACUCAAGGAGCGGGUGAGGGAAGAGACUGAUAAGUACGGGAUAAAAAUUUAUCAGUUCCCUGAGUGCGACUCGGAUGAAGAUGAGGAGUUCAAACAGCAAGAUAAAGAGCUGAAGGAGAGUAUCCCAUUUGCAGUCAUUGGUGGCAACACAGUGGUGGAGGUUCGAGGUCAGAGGGUGAGAGGGCGGCUCUACCCGUGGGGCGUUGUGGAGGUGGAGAACCCGUCCCACUGCGACUUUGUGAAGCUCAGGAACAUGCUGAUCAGAACACACAUGCAUGACCUGAAGGACAUCACCAACGACUGCCACUAUGAGAACUACAGGGCCCAGUGCAUCCAGACCAUGACAAGUAAGAUGAAUGCAGAUAAACGAGUGGAGAGUCCCAUUCCCAUCCUGUCGCUGUCCACACCAGACGUGGAGACAGAGAAACUCAUCAAAAUGAAAGAUGAAGAACUGAGGAGGAUGCAGCAGAUGCUUCAGAAGAUGCAGCAGCAGAUGCACGAGCAGGACCUGUGACCUCCCCCCCGUCACAGCAGUGAUAACUACACUUGCAGUUAACCCUUAAUUCUCCCCUCAUUUCAGCGAUGAAAUGAUGAAAUUUUCACUCACACGAUUCUCAACACUUCUCACAAAUAAACGGGAGAUGAA